GUACAGUACAAAAAAGUAUGGCCAGCCUUGCUGACCACCUCACCUCGCUCGGUCAAUCAUCAUCUCCAGAUGCAACGUUGUUGUUUUAGCCAUCUUCUUACAAAAAACACACGUGAAAACGAUUGCUGUAUAAAGUCUAGUGAGAAAAACUGAGGAGUGCAAAAGUGUUGACAACGUCUGCAAAGAUAUUCUAUCCAUUACAGUACGUGGGUGAUAACCUAUUGCGACAGGUAGGACCGUUUACCAGACAUGGCAGGUUAUGACACAUCACCUGUUUGCAAUAAUGGAUUCUCAGCUCGUUUAAUGACAGGCAAAGGACCCAACAUCAUCCCAGGGUCUCUAGGUCCUAAAAGCCCAAGGCAGCUACAUGGCAUUGGUAAAUCUCUAGAACAGCACAUGGAGGAGGAAGAGACGAUGAUUGCCAACCCUAAGCAAUCCAAGCCAACCACUUCACCACCUUCUAAGACAUUUCAUUGUAAAGAUACAGGUAGCUUGUGGAAGUCUGUACAAGACUGCCAUGCAUCAUUAAAUGUUGCUAAUCCUCGACAUUUUGAGUUUGCUGUGGCCAACCUAUGCUUUCUUCUCAAGGCUUCUGGCAAAGAACUGGACAAACAUGUCAAAACUGAAAUAGACAGAAUCUUCCAGACCAUUCGAAUUCUAGCCUUAGACCCAAAGAAGCGCCCCACAACCAGGAUGCAACUAUUGAAAGUUAUUGAGUUAAGAGCAAGACAUUGGGAUGUACAACAAAGAUCUGAUAAACAAAAGACGGCAUCUAUCCAUACAUCGGAUACUGGAACCUCUAAGACAGUAGUCAGCUCUACAGAGAUAAAAGCAACUGUGGAAAAGAGCCAUACAGAGUGUGCACAAAGCAAGUUAGCUUGUAAUGUGGACAUCAGAACUGAACUUCAUUCCACAGAUAGAAAGACAGAUACUAAACCACUGCUUCAACCUGUUGCUAAGACACAAAGUCAGCCAAUGCUCCAACCUGAUGCAAAACCACUGCAUCAUCUUGGUGCUAAGCCACACAGUCGGCCAAUGCUCCAACCUGAUGUUAAGCCACUGCAUCAUCUUGGUGCUAAGCCACAAAGUCAGCCACCGCUUCAACCUGUUGCUAAGCCACAAAGUCAGCCAAUGCUCCAACCUGAUGCUAAGCCACUGCAUCAUCUUGGUGCUAAGCCGCGAAGUCAGCCAAUGCUCCAACCUGAUGCUAAGCCACUGCAUCAUCUUGGUGCUAAGCCGCGAAGUCAGCCAAUGCUUGAACCUGAUGCUAAGCCAAUGCUCCAACCUGAUGCUAAGCCACUGCAUCAUCUUGGUGCUAAGCCACAAAGUCAGCCAGCUCCAAGUCAUAAGACAACUCAAAGUCCACCCAAGACAUGUGAUGGCUUCAAACUAGACAGUCCAAGCUCCACUGGUUUCUGGGAUGCUGUUACGAGACCACUCCCUGUCAUCCAUGAAGAGUCUCCUGAUACAACCUCCCAUUGCAGAGUCGAAGCUGGAGGUGAUUGUACUUAUCUUACUCUGUCUCCAACUGAGAGGGAGAAACAAGACUGCCUAGCAUUGCCUUCUGGUGAUGAAGAUGGCAAUCAAUUUGAAGAUGCUUCAUCAUCUCCUGUUAAAGCCAGUAUCAAGAGUACCCUAUUCAGAACCAUCAGCCCAGUGAAUACAGUCUCUGCGCGAACUCGUCAUCUAUCAGGUGGAUCUUCAAGUAGCAGAAGUCCAGUUGUCCAUCAGUACACUCGUGACUUUCUUCUCAAGUGUUGGAGCUCACCACUGUGUAGAGUAAUGCCAGCUGCUUUACAGCAUACCAUUCCACAUAGUGAUAUCCACUACAUUGUCAGAAUACCAACCUUUGAAGAUCCAACAUUCCUUCUAAUGGAUAAUACACCUCCGCCUAAUCUCAAAUCAGCCAGCAUUACCUCCUACUUUAAUAGAAGACGUCAUCCUACAUGGCCCAGUAACACCAACUAACCCACCAACAUAUCAGGACCUCCAUACCAGUAUUCAUCAGGUAUUCAUCAGCAGCUGACAAUCAAGUCUCUGUCUGUCUGUCUGUCUGUCUGUCUGUCUGUCUGUCUGUCUCAUACGUGUACAUGUAGGCAGCUUAAGAAAAAAAGAAGUUUUUGAAGCCAUCAUUUUGCCUUAUCCCUUUAGUCCCUUACCUCCCGAGUUUGCUGAAAUCCAAUUUCUCAAGAUUCUUGCAGUAAAUUACUGGAAUCGUAGUUCAAAUUUUAAAAGA
This is a messenger RNA of Asterias rubens (European starfish), 2236 nucleotides long. RefSeq names its product mucin-1-like. The record is from RefSeq and is a predicted model, not a curated record. The coding region runs from base 250 to 1968 and encodes 572 amino acids. Gene Ontology annotation, biological process: regulation of formation of translation initiation ternary complex; positive regulation of translation. The transcript has 10 exons. Gene Ontology annotation, cellular component: RNA cap binding complex; cytoplasm. Gene Ontology annotation, molecular function: translation initiation factor activity; eukaryotic initiation factor 4E binding. NCBI's taxonomy places the organism in Eukaryota, Metazoa, Echinodermata, Asteroidea, Forcipulatida, Asteriidae.